CCCUUGGUGCAGCGGCGCAGUAGGUUGUCAAAUUUACUAUUUUGGCUUAUCUACGCAUUGAAGGUUGCCAGAUAAGUCCUCCGCCACACACGAGUAAAAUCCAUCCCCCUCGACGCCGGAUUACGUUCAAUGACGCGUCUCUCAGAUAUCUAUCUCUUCUCUUACAACUCCCUUCAAGCUUUCGGAUGGGCAAUUGCUUUGUUCAGAAUUUUAACUGACUUCUUCUCUACAAAGUCGGUCAACGGUGGCUACGCUUCUGCCGGAGAAUUGAUUUGUUUGUUGCAGACUCUUGCUUUCAUAGAAGUGAUCCAUGGAGUUUUAGGUAUUGUGCCUAGUGGAUUUCUCUUCCCUCUGAUGCAAUGGGGAGGAAGGACACAUUUCCUGCUCGCCAUAGUUCGUAAAAUAUACGAGGUUCAAGAAUCGCCUGCAGUUCUCAUAACAUUUGUUUCUUGGUGUUGCAUUGAGAUAAUUAGGUACCCAUUCUAUGCUUUGAGCUGCUUGGGUAGCUGCCCGUCUUUCCUUACCUACCUCAGGUAUACAGUCUUCAUUGUGAUCUACCCAAUUGGAGUUGUGGGUGAAAUGUGGAUCAUGUACCAAUCACUCCCGGUUAUCUUGGAGAAAAACCUUUAUGCAGAUUAUUUUGCUGCCGUCCCUUUCAGCUACUAUACGUUUGUCAAGGCGGUCCUCAUUUGCUAUCCAUUUCUAUGGCUGCAACUGUAUCUAUAUUUGUUCAAGCAACGACGUUCUAAACUGUAUCCACGCAGUGAGAAGGAGAAAAAGAGAAAAUGAAGAUCCAACACUUGAUAUAUCUAGCUGAGGUGAUAAUUUAAAUCCCUUCUGCAUAUUUUUUUAAAUGUAUCUAGCUGUAUGUAUCUAGAUGUUUAGAUCUACAUGUGUAUUAUAAUUCAAAUAUUUGCACAUCUAUAUUAUUAAACAUGUAUUCUUGUUAUCUCUGUAUUCUUAUGCUGAAAAUAAUGCACAUAUACAUGUUAGUCCU
Molecule: messenger RNA, 997 nt
Organism: Helianthus annuus (common sunflower)
Lineage: Eukaryota; Viridiplantae; Streptophyta; Magnoliopsida; Asterales; Asteraceae
Product: very-long-chain (3R)-3-hydroxyacyl-CoA dehydratase 2
Exons: 9
Coding region: 130-789 (219 amino acids)
Biological process (GO): sphingolipid biosynthetic process; fatty acid elongation; very long-chain fatty acid biosynthetic process
Cellular component (GO): endoplasmic reticulum membrane
Molecular function (GO): 3-hydroxyacyl-CoA dehydratase activity
Source: RefSeq, a predicted model, not a curated record